Messenger RNA from Plasmopara halstedii, 1239 nucleotides. RefSeq lists its product as uncharacterized. The transcript has a single exon. NCBI's taxonomy places the organism in Eukaryota, Oomycota, Peronosporomycetes, Peronosporales, Peronosporaceae. The coding region runs from base 1 to 1239 and encodes 412 amino acids. The record is from RefSeq and is a predicted model, not a curated record.
AUGCGCGUGAAUACUACCGUGUUGAUAGCAGCUAUUGCUCUUUUUUCCAGUCAAUGCCUUGUGACCGCGACAGAGAAUACCGAAGGCCUGAAAUCGUUCAGCAAAUAUUUCGAGGAACAAGGUGCGACCCUAACGGACAAUUCUUCAUCUUCUUCAUCUUCGAAUGCUGUUACCGACGUCUUACAAGAUGAUAGUGAUGCCAAUGUCAUCCCCAAUUCAUCCAAACAUGCUUUUGACAAGACCAGUGGUAGUGCUGUCAGUGAUGAUGAUGAUAUCAAAAAGUCAUUCAACGACUUCAGCGAGAAAGACCUCGACAAGGAGGAUUCGAUAUACAAUACGUUCAAACCAAAUGAAAGCCCAAAACCAUGGAUUCCGACGCCCUCUGAUUUUGACAUCAAUGACUCUAUUAACGCGAGGAAGGAAGACAGUGUCGACAACUCGGCCGCUAGUGGACACGACUCGGGCUUUAGCGUAAGUGCGGCGCCCGUUUCAAAACAGAGCAAGCAUUACGCCCAACCUGAGCUGGAUGUCGCUGACGACGACAAAGCCAAUUUUGACACCAUUAUGAAGGGAAUCAAUGGGGAUAAAGUGGACGACUCUUCUAACUCGUUUUCCACGAGUGCAUCGAACGAAUCAAGCUGUAGCGACAGCCGCGAUGACGAGCCCAAAGUGUUGGACAAGUUCUCGGACGAUAUGAUCACUGGUGGAAGCAACGACGAUGACACCUACACCGCAACCAAAGGCAAGACUAAAUUCGGCAUCAAGAACCCCCUGGAUGACGACAGUGACAAGGAGCAGCUUGAUGACAUUUUAAAAGAGCUGUCAACAAGCGAGUCAAACGACCAAAGUGAUAGCGGCAGCUUUUCAACUGAGCCUUCGAUGAUCAAGGAAGACCCAAGUAGCUCCGAUGACUUUUCCUGGAUGAAGUCCUCUCUGUACAAUAAUGAAUCGCCGGUUGCAAAGGGACCGAAGCAGUCUUACGUUGAAACCUUUAGUGGUUCAAGUCCCAAUGCUGGGUCGGAUGAAGACAAGUUUGACAUCGAAUUUCCAUUGGCUGACUCCGACAGUAGCGACUCUAAUUCUGAAAGUUGCUCAGACUCAAAGUCGACGUCGACAGAUUCGACUACCACUGCUGCUGAGGAAAAACCUUGCCAUGUGAGCUGGUGGCGUAAACUUGCAUUUUGGAAUAGUGUGCAUAAGUGUUCGGAAUUACGCCGUCUACGCACUGAUCUAGAUUAA